Molecule: messenger RNA, 2961 nt
Organism: Sinocyclocheilus grahami
Lineage: Eukaryota; Metazoa; Chordata; Actinopteri; Cypriniformes; Cyprinidae
Product: calcium/calmodulin-dependent protein kinase type II subunit gamma-like
Exons: 4
Coding region: 122-385 (87 amino acids)
Source: RefSeq, a predicted model, not a curated record
UCUAGGCUUGCUUCUGCAUUUAGAUUGCAUAUCUAACGCUCACUCAUGAUUCUUGCCCCCACAGUUUCCUUCUCCGGAGUGGGACACGGUCACCCCCGAGGCCAAGAACCUCAUCAACCAAAUGCUGACCAUCAACCCAGCUAAGAGAAUCACCUCAGAGCAGGCCCUCAAGCACCCAUGGGUCUGCCAACGGUCCACAGUGGCAUCCAUGAUGCAUCGCCAAGAGACCGUGGAGUGCUUGCGCAAGUUCAAUGCUCGCAGAAAACUCAAGGGAGCCAUUCUCACUACUAUGCUGGUUUCUAGAAACUUCUCAGUGGGCCGGCAGCAUACCAGCCCUGCUGCUCCCACCACAAGCACUGCUGCCCUUGCACAGGAAGGUAUGUGAGAGUGCAUUUCCUCACCUCGCCACCAGGGGGACCAGCGAGCCCCCUCCACAAUGCCUCCAAACCCCCGCCCUCCCUCUGCUCUACCCAAUCAGCAUGCAGCCAAUAAGAAGCCUGCCUCUCUUUCCAUUACUUGCAUAAAUUAUUUGGUCUUCACUCUCGUCUGCUAUGUAGUCUUGGAGAAGUUCUCACUUUUAAAAGGAUAGUGGCCUGCUGAAUUUCCAUCUCUCACAUACACGUCGUGCAUUUGAGCGAUGUGUAGGAGUAUAUGGGAUAGCAUGUCAUUUUUUUCAACCAUGUUUUUAUAUUGCUUUGCUUUUACAUGACCAUGUAACUUUAACAAUCAUCUAGCUAGCUUUUAACCCUAUAGUUGUAAGAAGUAUUAGAGCAGGUUCAGUCCUCUAAAAUGGGUCGAAUCAAUGAAAGAAUUGUUAAUGCUACAGGACAGAUAUGGGUCAUUCUCAAAAAUGUUGAAUUUCAUAUUAUAUUAUAUUACGUUUUUUAAAAUAAUGCCUCUCAACUCACACAACUCGCAUAUUAUUUAAAUAAUGUAUUUAAUCCAAUGUAAAUUAUACUUGUGAAAUAUUUAAUUUAAUUAAAAAGUCAAAUUAACUGCUCAAUUUGGUGGCCAAAUCUCCAUUUGCUGUUACUGCAAAUUUCAUAGAAGUGGUGUACUAGGCAUCUGGCAAAUUCAUCUCUUUUAAGAAAAAUACUCAAAAGUGAAACUAUUUUUCAGUAUUUAAUAAAGUUUUCAGUUACAUAGAAUGAUUUGAGUGGGAUUUGUUAAUUAUUUGACUGAUUCGACUGAUCAGUGUUUGUUACCAUGUUUUGAGAAUGACUCUUAUAGCGACAUUUGAAGUAUUAUAGCUUUUGUUCAGCUUUCAAAUGAUCUAUUCAUUUAUCCGUCGGCAUAGAUCGGCUCUUUUUAUAUAUGCGUGAACAAACAAUGUCUUGUUUCAUCUCGCAACUGUCCCUGGUUCAAUUUACACACAGCGGCUCUAGGCAAAACAAUCCAAUCAAUAGCGCAGCACUGCAUUCAUGUUAACGAUCGCCACCAUGAGACCCACCAUCGGCCGGCAUGCAUUAUCGUCUGCAUGGAGUAAAAAUGCAAAUGUUGCUGCUCCUUCUUUGAUUAGACUUUCUCUUUCUUUUUUUUCCUCUCACUCUCUCUCGCUCUGUCCUUCUUGGUUGAAUUGCUUCAGCCCUUUUUGGCUCCCUCCUUCCCUGCUGAUCAGCUUACUGGUGUUUUGUGCUAUUGGGUUAAAUAGCAUUUAAGUGAAGUCUGCUUUAGCUGCAGAUAUAGGACCCCGGUCACGUGUCUGUGCUCUCAUGUCUCUUUGGAGGGGAUGGAGAUUUUUAGAUCGGUGUCCUGUGUCAUCAACUAAAGCAGACCCUUGCAGCCUAGCCAAGCCACCAUUGCCCUACCACUCUCCUUUCAACUCUUCCUUCUCCCGUCGCCAAGAGCGCAGGGGCUUAACCACACGGACGGGCAGGAGCGGGGUUGGCUUGCUGCCAGUCGUCAGACCCCAUGUAGCCGGCGGAAGGGUCCGCUGAGCGCCAGGUGGUCUGCGGGGAAGGAGGCCCUCUGGAGGGCAGAUGGACAACACUGUUGACAGUGUCUGAGUCAGGAGAAAGUGGAGAGGAGAUCUCUGGUUCCAGUUGUGUUGUCUGAUCAAAUUGAAUUGUCUCACUCUUUCCGAAGUGCGAGACAUCUGUCUUGUCAGUUUCAGUAAAUGUCAGCCAGCUGCCAUUUUCAACAAGCUGUGUCUGAGCAGCCAUCAGCGUUGCGAGAAUACUUCGUAUGUACGUAAUGGUCAAAGGAGAACAAUUAAGAAAAAUUGCAGCAUCAGUUCAGAUCCUCCAGGAUUAUGGAAACCUAACAAGAGCCCUUUGCUGUAUUAUUGAACCUGUGAAAAUGUAAUGUUUCAGUUGUUGUGGUUGUUAGUUAUAGGUUAGAGUCUUCUCUUACUAUUUCUGCAGUAUGUAUACUAUACAUGAUUCAGGAGCACUAAAAUACCUGUCCGUUAGCAUUCCUAUUAAAGAAGUACAAAACCUUGAUGCUGCUAGGAAAACGCACUCUUGACUCACUGUUUGAACAAAAUUUUUAAUUUUUAUUUUAACAAAUAAUUUUAAAUAUUUCUUGAUUUUAGUUCUAUGGACUAUAUUUGUGACCUCAACUACCACCGAAAAUCCCAUUGGAAGGGCAUUACUGUAGACAUUUCUAUUCUUUUUACUAACUGAAGGACAAGUCAUUGAGUUUAAAGUUGUAUUUAACCUGGAAUGUUCCUUUAAUGUUCUUUUGAGCCGCCCAAUCAAUGCUCUCCAUCAGUUCUUGGCUUCAACUAGUACUGUAAGUGUUUAUAACUCUUUAUAUUCUGCUGUUGUUAAAGCCAGUCCUCCAGUUGAUGUAAGAUGUUAACCAAUAACCAGUAAUGACAUUUCAUCAAUGUUUCUUCAUUCUUUGUUUAAGAGCUUUUCAUUGUAUGACCAAGAUAAGAUUUACUGUCCAAUAGGUUAUGAAGAUAAGGCAUGUUAUUAUGUCGGCUGUGUUGCCUGUAAAUCUCUAAUAUAUAAUUUA